Molecule: messenger RNA, 1499 nt
Organism: Fukomys damarensis (Damara mole-rat)
Lineage: Eukaryota; Metazoa; Chordata; Mammalia; Rodentia; Bathyergidae
Product: melanoma-associated antigen 10
Exons: 4
Coding region: 565-1308 (247 amino acids)
Biological process (GO): negative regulation of transcription by RNA polymerase II
Cellular component (GO): nucleus
Source: RefSeq, a predicted model, not a curated record
AAUUCCUUUCUGCUCCUGCUUGAGAUGUGAGAGACCCCGUGCACGUACCUGGAUAUAACGUCCAUUCCCUGCUUCUGGUUUGGGUCCGAACUACAGGAGAUCCUGUUGUGAAGUGCACAGUUCAGCCCAGCACUAGGUGAAAAUUCUCAGAGGAGCAUCCGUUUGACCUCAGGCUACCAGCCUGAGGGGCCCUUCAUGCCUCUUACAGGAGCUCCGGGAACCAGGAGAUGAAGGUCUUGGUCUGAGACAGCGCCACCAGAUCACAGAGCACAGAAGCCCCAGGAGUCAAGGCAUCUGCACCAUUAUCACCAAGCUCUUGGUGACCCCAAGGAACCUUGAAACAUCUUCAUGUUCAGAGGAAACAUCCCAGCAAGCUAGGAGGAGGCCACAGGGCCUGGCAGGUGUGCAGGUUUUAAAGCCUACGAGACAGGAAGUAGCAGCCACUGCUUCCACUGGCUCCUCAUUCUCCAGUACUCAAAUCCCUGCUACAGCAAAAGUAGUGUCUCUGGCUGGGAUACCAAGUGGUCCUCAGAAUCCUCAGGGCAUCUUCUGUCCACCAUUGCCAUGGCCUCCAGGCAAAGGAGGCAAUCUAGUGAGUGUUCCAGCAGGCAAGAAGAAGAUCUAUACACCUCUCAGCAGUCACUAGUCCUUCAGUUCUUGUGCCAUGUGUUCCUAGAUGACAAGGUAGCUAAAUUGUUGCCAAUCCUGCUCCUCAAGUAUCAAAAGAAGGAACUAAUUACCAGGGCAGAGAUGCUGCAAAUUGUGGACCAUGAUUACCAUGAGCACUUCCCUCUGAUGUUCAAGGCAGUCUGUGAGUGCAUGUGUCUGGGCUUUGGCAUUGAUGUAAGGGAAAUAGAUUCCUCUGGCCACACAUAUGUCCUUUUGCCUAUCUUGGGCCUCACAUAUAAUAGGAUACUCAGUGAUGAUUACAAGAGCAUUUCCAAAAUAGACCUCCUGAUAGUCACCCUUACUAUCAUUUUCUUAAAAGGUAACUGUGCCAGUGAGGAGGACAUAAGGGAAUUCCUGAGAACAAGGGAAAUGUUACCUCAGAAGGAUCACUUUGUUAUUGAGGAGCCCUGGAAAUUCAUCACAGAGGAUUUAGUACAAGAAGGAUAUCUAGAAUAUCGCCAGGUGCCCAAUAGUGAUCCUGCUUGCUAUGAGUUUCUGUGGGGUCCAAGGGCCAAGGCUGAGACCAGCAAGAUGAAAGUCCUAGAGCAUUUAGCCAAGGUUAAUAAGAGAGAUCCCAAGUCCUACACACGUCUCUAUGAGGAGGCUUUGAGAGAGGAGUCAGAGGCUGCCCAAUCCUGAGAUAAGGGGCAGUGAAGGGGCAAGGUUAGUGCCAGCGACAGGGAGUGUCCCUAACCGCAUCACUAUCUUAGUUCCCACCCCACAUGAAAUGAGUCCCAUUCUUCACUGUUUCUGGAUCGCACACAGUUUUCUGAGUGUUGAAGAGCCAGGUCAGGGUAAAACCCCACACAGGCAUCGUGAUGUCUGUCCUA